UUCACCAAGUGAUGGUACGAUGAUAAUUAGUUAGAAAUUUAUUUUUGUUUCAUUCGUUUUAAUAGGAUAAAUGGCUGCUAAAUGGAGUUGUGUUUUCUUUUCCUUGGGGAAUAAUUAUUCGUUAUUUGAGUUGUUUAAAUAAAUGUGUAACACGAUUAGUAAAUUCUCUCUCAGUAGUCAUUGGAUAUGGUAUUUCUCAGAUCUCUCUGAAAAUGAUGUUUGGUGAUAGUCCUCCCGAACCCGCUCCCGGUACACUCCCUUCUAGAACCACUCCUCCAGUUUACCAUAUCGAAGCACUGGGAAGAAGGCCCAGAUUGGGAUAUUUAGAAAGCGAAUGCGAAUCAGAACCACCUUAUUUACCUAACAUGCUGUCAGGAGGAUUAUCUUCGUUUGAAUCACAAGACAUUUCCACAUUAAAUCCAACUCAGACGGUUCCUGAUGCAACGGCGCCAUCUUGCACCGGUGAAGAUGGAAGAACGAAUAUCAACAAAUUAAAUAAGACGGAUAACGAAAGGAUAUAUAGUCAACCGCAACAGGUUUUAAUUCCUAAAACUGAGGGAGCGACCUCGGCAACCAGCACAGCCACCACAGCCACUCCUAGUGCGCCUCCUACAAGUAGUCCAAAUACGGGAGGGCCUACUUACAGCAAUCCUUUACCAGUAUUCUGUAGCACGCCUAGUUCAACAACGGGCCCUAUGGUACCUGUUCCUAACUGCGUGAAUCCUCAACUUAUCCAACCAGCCACGGCUCCUGCUAGAGUCAGGCAACCUUUCUCUCCAGCUUCGGCAUUUUCAUCUACAGCCAUCUCUUCAUCGAGGUUUCAUUUCCAGAAGUCUUGUAGCCAUAGAUGUUCUUGGAAGAUGUCUACCAUUGUUCUUAUAUUUGUAACUACCAUUCUAACGGCAACAAUGACUUAUUUUGCAGCUAUGAGUUCUCUUAGCGUUUAUCCAGAAAGCAACAAACCGUGCAUUGUUGUUUCAGAUAGAGAAAACACUAGAAGUACUACAGGUCCUACAGAGCUUCCAACGAACAUUAAAGGAAUAGGACUUCCAGCCCAAUCUGCUUGUUUAGUGGGGUUAACGGACACGGCUAUUUACAAAAAGAUUAUAUUGGGCACAGUUCUAACGAAAACUCUGCCAGCACACGAAUCGUGGAAUGUUUGGUUUAGUCAACUAGAAUCUACUUUUGUUCGUUUCAACUUUUCGGUUUCUCACGGUACUCGACUAGCUUUUUUAGCAAGGAAGAACGAACCACCUUCAAUUACUGCUUAUGAUAUUAUGGAGGUGAUAGCCGAUGAGCACCGAUUGUACAAAAGAGCCACGAUACAACACGAUGAAGUUAAAUUUUUACAUCAUCUGGACCCCGGUACUUGGUACAUAUCCAUUAUAAAUGACGAUAGUAAAGCCGUUAUUGUAAAUUUUCACCCAACAGCUGCUCGUGACAUUCCAACGACGUGUCCCAAUGAUUGUCAUGAACACGGUAACUGUCACCUAGGAAAAUGUCAUUGUUUCCCAGGCUACAUUGGUCCCGAUUGUGCAGACAGUAAGUAUUUGUAACAUCUCAUUUCAUUCGUGUGCAAUUCAUCCAACUUAAUCAAGUAGCCACGCAAUAUUCGCUUCGUAACUAAACUUAAAAAAUUAAUUACUCCAAGUUUCAUUUAAAAUUUAAUUUUACCUAACAAUUUUAUAAUUAAAACAAAGUUAUUUAUAAUAAUUUUAAAAGAAAUUUAUUCCCGUUAAUAACAUUUGUUCCCAUCCCAAAAGACGAUAAUAGCGAUGUUAUAAAAUUUUCAAACCUGUUUAAAAGUUUUGUUUGAACGGAAAUUGCAGAAAAUGAAGUUAUAUAUUUAUAAUCAUCGAGUGUGAAAUGAAUAACAUUACUUCGAUAAGUGCUCGCUUCAUCAAACAUCUAAAAUAUACACGAAUAUGCUCGAAUGCACCAUAAAUAAAUGGUUUAUGAAGGUCCCCGUAUGAUUAUCUGUCAAGCAUAACGCAUUAAUAGUAUCUAUAAUAUAAUUACGAAUAUACCUUUAUUCCUAAUUAUAUUAUUCCUUUAUUAAUGUUUAUGAGAAGAAUCUAUACAUUAAAGAUGAGCAUUAAUAAUAGUCAUUAUUAUAAUGCAAAUUAAUGAAUGUUAACGAUAAAGUUUUAAAAAUCCAGUAGAGAAAAGAGGAAGAAAAACGAUUUUAAAGCAAAUUAUUAGUAUGAAAAUUAAAAGGAUGGAGAUAUAUCAUCAUUUUACAGUGACUUAGAAACUGUUAAAUUAAUUUGAAUUCAUGUGAAAUGUUGCAUAUGUUCAGUUUUGAAAUAGUCAUCUUUCAUCGCAUUUGAUGAACGAGCUCAUCUGAGAAUCAGUCGCUAGAAACUUUAGCUUAAGCUAUCUAAAAGUCGAUUAACCCAUUCUAAAUAGCAAAUGGCUACGUUAUACUCUAAAUAGUUAAAGUAUUCGAAUGUAUGAUUAAUUUUGUGUAAUAUAGAAUUACUCUAAAUAAAAGUGGAGAUAUUUUAUCUCGUUUAAAAUUUCAUUAUUAACAUAAUCUUCUUGUGGAUAAUAUCUUAAAUAACGAUACAGGAAAGAUUUUACAGGAAAUAAAUUCGAAAAUUUCACAC
Messenger RNA from Centruroides sculpturatus (bark scorpion), 2609 nucleotides. Its product is annotated as teneurin-3-like. The transcript is spliced from 8 exons. Lineage: Eukaryota; Metazoa; Arthropoda; Arachnida; Scorpiones; Buthidae. Gene Ontology annotation, biological process: motor neuron axon guidance. The record is from RefSeq and is a predicted model, not a curated record. The coding region runs from base 213 to 1556 and encodes 447 amino acids.